AUGAGGACAGAUUCAUCAGCAAUGACUGAUGUGGAGUCUGGGGUCACCAAUUUUGCAUCUUCAGCAAGAGCAGGCCGCCGGAAUGCCCUACCAGACAUCCAGAGUUCAGCUGCUACAAGUGGAACCUCCGAUUUGCCCCUCAAACUGGAGGCCCUCUCUGUGAAGGAAGAUGUAAAAAAGAAAGAUGAAGAAACAACACGAGGCCAAUUGGAAAAGCCCCAAAAUGAAGAAAAAUGA
Cynocephalus volans (Philippine flying lemur) is the source of this 237-nucleotide messenger RNA. It is a transcript of the gene PKIB, whose product is annotated as cAMP-dependent protein kinase inhibitor beta. The record is from RefSeq and is a predicted model, not a curated record. The transcript has 2 exons. Gene Ontology annotation, molecular function: cAMP-dependent protein kinase inhibitor activity. Lineage: Eukaryota; Metazoa; Chordata; Mammalia; Dermoptera; Cynocephalidae. Bases 1 to 237 code for a protein of 78 amino acids. Gene Ontology annotation, cellular component: cytoplasm; nucleus. Gene Ontology annotation, biological process: negative regulation of cAMP-dependent protein kinase activity.